Messenger RNA from Nestor notabilis (Kea), 2487 nucleotides. Its product is annotated as hexokinase-2-like. Gene Ontology annotation, molecular function: ATP binding; D-glucose binding; fructokinase activity. The transcript has 17 exons. Gene Ontology annotation, biological process: intracellular glucose homeostasis; glucose 6-phosphate metabolic process; glycolytic process. Lineage: Eukaryota; Metazoa; Chordata; Aves; Psittaciformes; Psittacidae. The annotation marks the transcript as partial. Gene Ontology annotation, cellular component: cytosol; mitochondrion. The record is from RefSeq and is a predicted model, not a curated record.
GUACAGAAAGCCCUGCGGGCACUCACCAUCCCGCUGGAGACGCUACAGGUACUGAAGGGCCACAUGAUUCAGGACAUGCGCAAGGGGCUCAGCCGCCAGAUGCGUGCACACGCCACCAUGCAGAUGCUGCCCACCUUCAUCUGCUCCCUGCCUGAUGGCACUGAGAAGGGUGACAUGUUGGUGGUGGAGCUGUGCCAGAACUAUGUCCGGACCCUGUGUGUAACCCUCUUGGGUGACGGGAACCAGAGACCUCAAGUGAUGUACAAGAUCUUUGACAUGCCAGUGAACAUCAUGCAGGGAAAGGGGGAAGCGCUCUUCAGCUUCAUUGCAAAAUGCUUGCGCCAGUUCCUGGCUGGCUUCAGCAGCCCCCAGCACCGCUUCCCCUUGGGCUUCGUCUUCCCCUUCAGCUGCAAGCAGACACAGCUGGACAAGGCAGAACUCACCUCCUGGUCCAAGGGCUUCAAGUGCACUGGUGUGGAGGGGAAGGAUGUUGUGCAGUUGCUGCAGUCAGCCAUCAACAAGGAAGAGCUCUAUGUGGAUGUUGUUGCCCUGAUGAAUGAUACUGUAGGCACCAUGAUGACCUCCAGCGCGGAGGAUAAGGCCUGUGAGGUUGCCAUCAUUGUAGAUGCAGGCACCAACAGCUGCUUCAUGGCUGAGGCACAACAGGUCGAGAUGGUGGAGGAGACCAGCGGGAGGAUGUGUGUCAACACUGAGUGGGGCUGCUUCGGGGACGAUACCACCCUGAGUGGCAUCCUGACAACCUACGACCAGCACGUGGACAAGGAGUCCUCCAAUCCUGGGAAGAAGAGAUUUGAGAAGCUGGUGGGCAGCCUGUAUCUGGGGGAGAUCGUCCGGCACGUGCUGGUUGCCCUGGCUGCUGAGAAAGCGGUCUUCACUGGAAGCAAUGCUGGCAUCCUGAGGAACAAGGAUGUGCUCAAGACCCAUCAGGUCCUGGAGAUCAUCAACCAGGAGGAUGGCAUGGCCAAGACGAGGAGCACUCUGGAGACUCUGGGACUGAGGCCGAGCGAGCGGGAUUGCUGCCGGGUGCAGCAGGUCUGCCGGGUGGUGGUGAGCCGUGCCGCUGCACUCUGUGCUGCGGGGCUGGCUGCCAUCCUUACACACAUGUGCCAGAGCCGGGAGCUGGAGCAGCUCUCUGUCAACGUUGGAGUGGAUGGCGAGUUGUACCGAGACCACACCAGGUUUGGGGAGAUCCUGCAGAGUGUGGCAGGGCUGCUGGCCCCGGAGUGCACGAUCACCCUCCUGCCCUCAGUGGAUGGGACUGGGCGCGGGGCAGCCAUCGUGACGGCGCUGGCUCUGCGCCUGUGCUCCGAUCUGCAGCGUGUCCAGGCACUCAUGAGGCAGGAGAUGGACCUGGGGCUGGGCAAGGAGACCAAUGCCAGAUCCUCUGUCCGCAUGCUGCCCACCUAUGUCUGUGCCACACCCGAUGGCACCGAGCAAGGUGAAUUCUUGGCGCUGGACCUGGGGGGAACCAACUUCCGGGUGCUGGUGGUGCGUGUGGCGGAGAAUAGCAUCCAUAUGGCCAGCGAGAUCUAUGUCAUCCCGACCUCCAUCAUACAGGGCACUGGUGUGGCGCUCUUCAACCAUAUCAUUGAGUGCAUCAUGGACUUCCAGCUGAAGCAGGACCUGAUGGAGCAGAUCCUGCCACUUGGCUUCACCUUCUCCUUCCCCUGCCAGCAGCUGGGCUUGGAUAAGGCAGUGCUGCUGAGCUGGACCAAAGGCUUCAGCGCCUCAGGCUGUGUGGGGCAGGACGUAGUCCAGCUGCUGCGGGAUGCUGCCCUGCGGAAAGAGCACUAUGCACUGAAGGUGGUAGCCGUGGUCAACGACACAGUGGGAACAAUGAUGUCCUGUGGCUAUGAUGACCCUAAAUGUGAAAUUGGCCUCAUUGUGGGGACAGGGACCAAUGCCUGCUACAUGGAGGAGAUGCAGAACGUGGGCACCGUGGAGGGGAAUGAGGGCCGCAUGUGCAUCAACAUGGAGUGGGGGGCCUUCGGGGACAAUGGCUGCCUGGACCACAUCUUCACCAACUUCGACCGCAUGGUGGAUGAGAAAACCAUCAACCCGGGCAAGCAGAGGUUCGAGAAGCUCAUCAGUGGCAUGUACCUGGGCGAGAUUGUGCGCUACAUCCUGCUCUCAAUGGUGGAGAAACGGGUCCUGUUCCGCGGGAAGCCCUGCCCCAAGCUCCAGACCAAGGACAUCUUCCAGACCAAGUUCCUCUCCACCAUUGAGAUUGACGGGCUGGCCCUGAGAAAGGUACUGGCCAUCCUGCGGGACCUGGAGCUUCAUGCCAGCUUUGAGGACAGCGUGCUAGUGCGGGAGGUGUGCCAGACCGUGCCCCUGCGGGCAGCCCAGCUCUGCGCCGCCGGCAUGGCUGCUGUGGUGGAGAAGAUGCGGGAGAACCGGGGCCUGGACCAGCUGGUUGUCACCGUCGGGGUGGACGGUACCUUGUACAAGAUGCACCCGCAGUGA